AUGGCCGGUGCGGAUGAAAGAAAACUGAAGAUUUUGACGGCCAAAAAACAGUCUUCAUUUGGUUCUUUGCAACGUCUUUAUGAUUUAUCUAAAAAAGUUAACGAUGCGACUAAUCGAAAAAAAUUUGAAAUUUUUUAUAGGUCUUUAGAAGAAACUCGACAAAAGUUAUUAGAAACGGUAGUACAGGAAAAUGAACAGAAUUUAGUAGUUGACGAAAAGUUUAUUCCAAAUUUUUCGAUUUAUCAAACAAUAGAUGACUUAUAUUGUAAUAUUAAGGAAAUUGCAGAUAAAUUUCCAACUGAUACGUCCUCCAGGUCCAAUGCUGGGUAG
This is a messenger RNA of Psylliodes chrysocephalus, 330 nucleotides long. The record is from the annotation of a GenBank genome assembly. NCBI's taxonomy places the organism in Eukaryota, Metazoa, Arthropoda, Insecta, Coleoptera, Chrysomelidae.